AUGUCUAACACGGACGAAGGCUCGGAACCAUUCACAACCAAAACGAAUACCACAGAUAGGGUCACCGGCCGUGUCCAUGAGUCUGCCAGUAAUGCGCGCGAGAAGAUAGCUGAAAAGUUCCAACCCGGAGAUACGAAGGCGACGUCUCGUCGCGCGUCGGAUACACCCGACAAUAUCUGGCAAUUUGGACAGGGUGGUCCGAGAGAAGAGCGUGAUUAUGGACUGGAGAGGGAAAAGUCUCUGCUGCAGUCGGCGCAGGAGACAGUGGCUAAGGCCCUUGGUGGAGGGUCUCGUGGUUAG
Penicillium mononematosum is the source of this 300-nucleotide messenger RNA. RefSeq names its product transcriptional regulator family: GATA type zinc finger. The coding region runs from base 1 to 300 and encodes 99 amino acids. Lineage: Eukaryota; Fungi; Ascomycota; Eurotiomycetes; Eurotiales; Aspergillaceae. The record is from RefSeq and is a predicted model, not a curated record. The transcript has 3 exons.